Molecule: messenger RNA, 2310 nt
Organism: Carassius gibelio (silver crucian carp)
Lineage: Eukaryota; Metazoa; Chordata; Actinopteri; Cypriniformes; Cyprinidae
Product: protein diaphanous homolog 3
Exons: 15
Coding region: 1-2310 (769 amino acids)
Source: RefSeq, a predicted model, not a curated record
AUGGAUUACAGAAAGACAGUGCAUGUUCCUCAGCUUAGCAACGAAAUGCAGCUGAAUGUCAUGAACUGGGUGAAAUCAGGCCAAAUGAGUAUCGAUGAAGCUCUGAUGCGGGCUAACAAUGACAUGUUACACAAGCAGAGGAACUUUGAGCCGGAGGAAAAACAGUCACAGUACAACUUCAGUGUCCGCAAGUUCAACCGCUAUAUAUGGCAGAAACGCGUGCUGCAGAUUGAUUUCAGCACAAGCUUUUUGUGCAGCAUCGAGAAAGGCAUUGUAAAACGGCAGCUCUGUUUUUCUGAGGUGAAAAACUGCCACGAUGCACCAGGUACCAGGUUCUCCAUUUCGUUUAGAGAUCGGUCGGACUAUGAGCUGGAAGCUGCGUCCUUAGAGGACAAGCAGCAGAUCAUGCAGCUGAUAAAUCAGAUCAUCUACAGUAAUAUAUACAGCCCUCUUGUGAACGGGUCUGUGGAAACCCGUUCUUUACCUUUGCCUCCAACUCCAGACAACCUCAAAGAGGGUCAGAUUUUACUGCAGAGAGGAGGACUGGCAUCAUUCAAAUGGAAGAAAUACGAGGCUCAUCUUCAGACUGGUCAGCUGACCUUGCUCCCCAUCACUCAAGAGUCUGCCGGCUGUGAUGCAGGCUCGUCCGUUUCCUCUGACGAGUUUGUCUGGAGUCUCUCGGACAUUUACGCCAGUGUGGAUGAUGUCAGGUGUGCUGGGGGUGACGGGACAGCUCUUGUCAUCCAUCUUUCAGACGGUAAUGUCAGGGUGGACGUCCCCUGCAACACCGACACCUUCACGCUCCGCAACGACAAGAAUAACUUUGUGUUCCGAAUACCAAAAAGUGACCACAUGACCCCAGAGGCCACAACAAAUGAGCGAGAUGCCUGGGUGAAUGCGAUCAAACAGCUGUGUGUGGACUGGAAACAAAAGUCAGAGCUUGAACACUUCUAUGAAGCCCCUGAGAAACGUCUCACUGAUGUUACAGAGACAGAGAGUAAGACAAAGAACAGCCACGUGGCGCUCGCACCUCCACCGGUGCCACGUUCAGUGAGACCACGCCUCCCCAGAACCUUCCCGAAUGUUCCUGUAGCUUCUCCAGCAGCACCAGAGCCAGAAACUGCUUCCCUGGACGCAUCAGAAGCAGAACCGAAGCCAACGCUUACAGCACAGAGCAGAGCUGUGCCCCAGCCUGACUGGACGCCCUCAGCAGUGGACAUGUGCUUAUCCCCGGCUCCGUUUGUUUCGCCCCCGUCGUUGCCUGUCCCAUCAGCAGUGCCAGGUCCUGUCCCUCCUGCCCCCUUACCCCCUCCGCUGCCCACCAAAUCCAAACAGCGAUUGGAUUCAGAGAGGACGAAAGCUUUUCACUGGGACCUGGUGGCUCAGGACAAGAUUGAGAAGUCAAUGUGGUCUCGCAGGAACCCCAGGAAGAUUGAAAUUGACACGACACGCUUGUUUGAGCUGUUUGGAGUGAGAGAGACAGGCUGCAUCAGCACAUCAGACUCCAUCAGUACGAUGGAAAUCAUGUUGAAUUCAAAGAUCGCUCACAACUUCAAUAUUUUCCUCAAAAGUUUCCCCGUGCAUCCAAAAGAGCUCAAGGACAAAUUGUUGAUAAUAAAUGAAGAGGAAGGGGGUCUCUCUGAUGAGCAUAUUGCCUCUCUGAGGAGAUACGUGCCCACACCAGAUGACAUCGAGAUGUAUAAAUCACAUAAAGGAGAGCCGAGUGAACUGCAUGUGGUGGACCAGUACAUGAUGGAGAUGUGCAACAUCCCGAACCUCAGCGCCCGUCUGGACCUGCUGCUCACGAUGCGAGAGCUGCCCAUCUGUAUGGAGGACCUCACGCCGCUGAUUAUCCAGAAGAUCCGCAUGUGCCAGCAGCUGUGGGCUUGUGACUCAUUUGUCAGCGUGCUGGAGUACCUUCUGGCCGUGGGCAAUUACCUCAACCAGAACGCAGGCAAGGACAGGGCCAAGGGAUUUCGCCUCUCAUCCUUAACUAAGCUUUCUCAGCUGCGCGGGAACAGUCAGAAUUUCACCUUGCUGCAUGCCCUUGUGGAGCAGAUCAUGUUGCGAGAACCACGUUUGGCCACCUUUUUCCUGGAGCUUGCAGAAUUUGAGACUGUUCCUGGAGCUUCGGUUAAAGGUCUGACAGCAGAGGUGGACGUCUGGAUGGAGAGAAAUAGGGAUAAAUCAAAAGCCUCAGAGGCUGAUAGCGCUAAGAAUUCCAGUGCUACUUCUCCAAAAAUGGGAAAAGAAGGAGAAAGCGCAGCCGUAACACCUCUUCCUUUUUCUCCGGCUCUAGACGACCAUUGA